AUGAUGCAUUUGAACAAGACUCAACUGCAAAUCUAUGCUCAAAAGAGAAACUUAAAGCUUCCAGAGUAUUCUUUUGAGUGGGCUGGUUCACUUCACGCUAUACGUUUCAAGAGCAAAGUUACAAUUGAUGGACAAACCUUUGAGAGUCCUAAGUUUUAUUCGACAUUGAAGGAAGCUGAACAUGCAGCAGCUGAAAAUGCUUUGACAUCAAUAUCACCAAGUGGAACUAAAGAGGAUGAAAUUGUGGUAUACAAGAAUCUUUUGCAAGAAUUAGCUCAAAAGGAAGGAUUGAAGUUGCCUGUAUAUAGUACCAAUAAAUCCGGCGAGGCUCACAAGCCUAUAUUUAGUUCACAAGUGGAGAUAAAAGGGGAAAUAUUUACUGGUCAAGAAGCUAAAUCCAAGAAGCAUGCUGAGAUGAGUGCAGCCAAAGUUGCUUAUACAUUUUUAGACCCAAAAAAAAGAGUGUAA
Messenger RNA from Medicago truncatula (barrel medic), 468 nucleotides. RefSeq names its product double-stranded RNA-binding protein 4-like. The transcript is spliced from 2 exons. Lineage: Eukaryota; Viridiplantae; Streptophyta; Magnoliopsida; Fabales; Fabaceae. The record is from RefSeq and is a predicted model, not a curated record. Bases 1 to 468 code for a protein of 155 amino acids.